This is a messenger RNA of Sorghum bicolor (sorghum), 2291 nucleotides long. RefSeq names its product GDSL esterase/lipase At1g09390. The record is from RefSeq and is a predicted model, not a curated record. The transcript is spliced from 5 exons. Bases 656 to 1933 code for a protein of 425 amino acids. NCBI's taxonomy places the organism in Eukaryota, Viridiplantae, Streptophyta, Magnoliopsida, Poales, Poaceae. Gene Ontology annotation, molecular function: hydrolase activity, acting on ester bonds.
CGUGGCCGCGCCCCGGCACCUACCUGAUGAUGCUGCCGUCCCGCCCGCGCGCCGUCGGUCGGUCCCCGAUCGAGGCAGCCCCAGCCAGAACCGAUGCGCCGUCGCCGUUCCACCCCCGCGCACACCGCGCGCGUCGCAAUGCCAUCAUCAUCAUCACCCGUCAGGCCGUCACUCAGCCCCCGCCACCCCACCAAACCACCCUUGACUCCAACCAUACAGAAAAUAGUGAGGGAGGGUCCUCAUCGAUGAUUCAUAAACACGCGCGUUAAUGCAUCUCGCCUUUUUUUCUUUUCUUCUUCUUCGUCUUCUUCUUACACCACCAUUGUCCUGCUCCGUCGGUUCGUGCGACAUCUCCCGACAACGAGGAGAUGCUAUGCUACUACUACCUACUUUUGGGCGACGAGGAGGAUGAGGCCACAGCUCAACUGCUGCCUGCCGCCCUGCCUGCCUAUACAUACGGCAGGUCUCUGGUCAGGUACACAGUCACUAUUGCACGCGAGGAGAGGGCAGAGCCGAGAGCCCGAGACACACUAUAGUGCUGCGUUUAUAUGCUUGCUUCUUGGGCACCCGCUCGGCGUGAGGAGCACAACACACGGUAGAUCGGAAGGGGAAGCAGGGAAUCUAUCUAGUCUAGUCUAGCUAGCAUAGAGCGAGGAUGACCAGCGGUGGUGCAGCAGGCGCCGCGGCCGGAGGAGGAGGAGGAGGCAAGGCCGCCGCCGUCCCGCUGCGGCUGCACCACUACCUCGUGAUGGCCGGGGUGGCGGCAGCGGUCGUCCUCGCCUGCCUCAGGUACGCGCCGGACGCCGCAGCGGGGUACGGCUUCCUGGCCGUCGCGCCGCAGCAGCCAGUGGCCGCGGUCGCGGUCGCUGUCGCCCGCGCGGCCGACGGUGGCGACGACGCUCAUCGCCCGUCGUCGUCGGUGAUCAUCUUCAACUUCGGGGACUCCAACUCCGACACGGGCGGCAUGGCGGCGGUCAACGGGAUGAACUUGAACCUGCCCGAGGGACGCACCUUCUUCCGACGACCCACCGGAAGGCUCUCCGACGGCCGCCUCGUCAUCGACUUCAUCUGUGAGAGCCUGCACACGCCUUACCUGAGCCCAUACCUCAAGGCGCUGGGCGCGGAUUUCAGCAACGGCGUCAACUUCGCCAUCGGCGGCUCCACGGCGACGCCGGGAGGAUCUCCAUUCUCGCUGGACGUGCAGCUGCAUCAGUGGCUCUACUUCAGGGCCAGGUCCAUGGAAAUGAUCAACCUAGGGCAGAGGCCACCGAUCGACCGCGAAGGAUUCAGAAAGGCCAUCUACACCAUCGACAUCGGGCAGAAUGACGUGUCUGCUUACAUGCACCUGCCCUACGAUCAAGUGCUUGCCAAGAUCCCCGGUUUUGUUGCUCACAUCAAGUACACCAUCGAGACGCUGUACUCGCACGGGGCCCGCAAGUUCUGGAUCCACGGCACGGGCGCGCUGGGCUGCCUGCCGCAGAAGCUGGCCAUCCCGCGGGACGACGACACGGACCUGGACGCCCACGGCUGCCUCAACACCUACAACGCCGCCGCCAAGCGCUUCAACGCGCUGCUCAGCGACGCCUGCGCCCAGCUCCGGCGACGGAUGGUCGACGCCGCGCUCGUCUUCGUCGACAUGUACACCAUCAAGUACGACCUGGUGGCAAACCACACCAUGCACGGGAUUGAGAAACCUCUGAUGGCGUGCUGCGGCUACGGCGGGCCGCCGUACAACUACAACCACUUCAAGGCGUGCAUGUCGGCGGAGAUGCAGCUGUGCGACGUGGGCACGCGGUUCAUCAGCUGGGACGGCGUGCACCUCACCGAGGCCGCCAACGCCGUCGUCGCCGCCAAGGUGCUCACCGGCGACUACUCCACGCCCAGGGUCACCAUCGACAGACUCGUCAACUCCACGCUGCCCAACGACGACUAGCUGCCUGCCAGCCUGCUGCCGCGAGAGGAUUGUGAUCGCGAUCCAUAUUCAUAGAAAUCUAGAUUCGUAAUGCAUGGCGGCCAAGAUGACGCUAAGAUCGAACUCGAGAAGAGCUGGUUCACCGCUCCCAUCAGGAUCGAGUUCGAACGAGCAAUUUCCAUGCAUGACACCGAGUGACACAAUUGAUUUCAUUAUUGACUAUAGUCGUACCAGUAAAAAGAAGGGCUGGAUCAUAUAAGUGUUUUCGCGGGGAUGCGCCUCGAGGCUUUUACAUACAAUCUAUCAUGCACCUGACAUGCAAUGCACAUAUGUGUGUAACAUUUACAGUUACUUGAUUUUUUAAAAGACAUUUUCGAUA